Catharus ustulatus (Swainson's thrush) is the source of this 6151-nucleotide messenger RNA. It is a transcript of the gene ARL4C, whose product is annotated as ADP ribosylation factor like GTPase 4C. The transcript has 2 exons. The record is from RefSeq and is a predicted model, not a curated record. The coding region runs from base 205 to 867 and encodes 220 amino acids. Lineage: Eukaryota; Metazoa; Chordata; Aves; Passeriformes; Turdidae. Gene Ontology annotation, cellular component: cytoplasm. Gene Ontology annotation, biological process: endocytic recycling; intracellular protein transport. Gene Ontology annotation, molecular function: GTP binding; GTPase activity.
GCGGGGGUCGGCAGUCCCGGCGCGCUGCCGCCGCGUGGAGCCGCGCUGCGUGUUCCCGAUCCCUGAUCCCAUAUCCCUGAUCCCAUAUCCCCGAUCCCAGAGCCCCGAUCCCGGCUCCCUCCGCCGCCCCGAGCCGUGCCCCCGCUGCGGGCCGGCGGCGCGGGGAUGGGCGCGGGGCUGUGAGCGCGGCCGGGAGCCGUGGCCAUGGGGAACAUCUCCUCCAACAUCUCCGCCUUCCAGUCCCUGCACAUCGUCAUGCUGGGCCUGGAUUCGGCGGGCAAGACCACGGUGCUCUACCGCCUCAAGUUCAACGAGUUCGUCAACACCGUGCCCACCAUCGGCUUCAACACCGAGAAGAUCCGGCUCAGCAACGGGACGGCCAAGGGCAUCAGCUGCCACUUCUGGGACGUGGGCGGCCAGGAGAAGCUGCGCCCGCUCUGGAAGUCCUACAGCCGCUGCACCGAUGGCAUCAUCUACGUGGUGGACUCAGUGGACGUGGACCGGCUGGAGGAAGCCAAAACGGAGCUGCACAAGGUGACCAAGUUCGCGGAGAACCAGGGCACCCCGCUGCUGGUCAUCGCCAACAAGCAGGACCUGCCCAAAUCGCUGCCAGUGGCCGAGAUCGAGAAGCAGCUGGCCCUCCACGAGCUGACCCCUUCCACCACCUACCACAUCCAGCCCGCCUGCGCCAUCAUCGGCGAGGGGCUGACGGAGGGCAUGGACAAGCUCUACGAGAUGAUCCUCAAGCGCAGGAAGUCCCUCAAGCAGAAGAAGAAGCGGACAGACAAUAGUGGUGAUAACAAAGCGGCUCCCGCCAGCCGAGCCCAGAUCCCGGAGCUCCCCUCUCCCACCACCCCGUGCUCCUGAGGGUCUGAUCCGGACUCCUUUGGGCUGGAAACAUGGAAAAAUGGGAUGAAUCCCCCCUCUCCAUCCUCCGGGACCACCGAGCCUUUGUGUGCUGGGGAACCAGCAGGGCAGGACCUUGUUGGAGUGCGUUCGAGCGGAGCCCAGCGUGCUUUUGGAUCUUUAACGUGGGCAUUUGGGGGCAUCUGGCGUAUCGAUGCCAGCCCCCCACAUGCAUUUUGGGGCGGGGGGGGGUCGAUGCUGCGGAGGGUGGGGAUGCACCGUGGCUCGGCAAGGUCAGCGGGGAGGGGGCUUUCCUGCAUCCCCGCAUCCCUGGAUCCCUCCCCCGCGGGCGGCGGUGGGAAGGGGUGUUGAAAGCUUGGAGGGGGGGUUGGACCAGCAGAAAAUGUCUUGGAGGGGUGGGUGUGAUGGGUAAGGGGACAUCCACCCACCCUUGGUGUUUUAGGGUGCAGAGCAAGGACAGGCAGCCUUUGGGUUGGGGGGGAGGAUGCGACACUGGGGUGCUGAGCAGCUGCUGAGUGGUGCAGAGCUUUAAGCUCUUGGCUCAAAAAAAAGGGUGAAAAAAGGAAAAAAAAAACCCAGGAGUUUGGGGUGAACACUGCUGGAAGCGUUGGGGGUUUGUGCAGGACCCCCGUUUCUCAAAGGCUGGGUGCUGUCACCUCCUGCAGCAAAGCCAAGCCCCCCGCAGGUGUGCAUUGGUCCCGUGCACAGGGUGCUCCCAGGUGAGGCUUUGGAGGUGAUCCAAACUAGGAGUCGCUUAAUAAAACCCCCAAAAAGGCAGAGUUUGGGGUUCUGGCCGCUGUGCUGCUCUGCAGUGGGGCAGGAGGCCAAGUCGGGGGGAAGGGGGGGGGCGGGUCGUGGUAGGGCAGGACGGAUGGAUGGACGGACAGACAGAUAUGGCCAGAGUCUGCAGAAAAAUCUCUGCUGGAAAGGGAAGAUGGCAGGGGGGGAAGAGACACGGAGGGGUUGUGGUAGGUUUUUAAUAAAUAUUUAAACCUGAUUAAAAGCCCCUCACUUCCCCCAGUAGCCACCUGGGCAAGCUCUGCCUGCAGAGCAGCCUGAGCGCCCGGGCAGGGUCGAGCCUGGCCACCUCCUCCUGCAGGGGAACAUUUUGGUACCUGCAUGGGGCUGGGGACCAAAAUCCACUUGCUGUCUGUGUUUCAGCCUGGGAUCCGGCUCUCCGGGGUCCUGGCUUCCCACAGAGCUGAAGCAGGCAGCCCUCAGGGGCCAAAUAUCCUGAAUUUGGAGGCAGGCAGGCAGGAUUUUCUGGUGAUUUUACACCAGCUUUUCCAUUUGCAAACCCCUUCCCUGAGCAGCCAAGGGGAAAGCACCAAGCAGACAAAAGCAAAAUGCCCUUCGGGUUUUCGGGGAGUUGAUCCUCCCCUUGCAGUGACGAGCACCUUCCACACAGCAUUUUUUGGGGGCGGGGGAGGGGGGUUUGUUAGGGGAACAAAUGUUGCAGCCGAGUUGUUUCUUCUCUUGCGGGGUUUGAGUUCCCGAUUUGUGUGGGCUGGUCCCAUCCAUUCAGGUGGCUCUUCCCGCUUCCUCGGGUUUCCCUGCUUUGUCUUCACCUCCAGCACUUCGGUACUUGCAGUCAAAAGAGAGAAAGAGAGAGAGAGAAGAAUUAUUUAUUUUUUGAUGCCACAGAAGCCACAUGUAUUAACCCUUUAUUGGGGAGAGCGACCUGUUUGAAAUGUAAAAGCUGUGCUGACCCCAGCAGCUCCAGAGGGAUCAGGUUUUAGGAGUGACACGUGCAGGUUGUUAGUGGUGGGUUUUUUUACCUCCUGGCUGAUCAAUGCUAAAGGAAAGGCUGCUUUUACAGAGCUGGGUCCGUCCUGGGAGCUUGUUCCACCCAGCUGAGCAGCCCCUUGGAGAGAUGGCAGAGCACUGGAAGGUUCGGCUGAGCCAGGUGGGACGCUGAGCCCGUGCCCUUGCCAGCCACUCUGCUUUCUGCAAUAAUUAAAAAAGACUUUUCCAACGAGUAGCUCCUGGCUUCCAUGGUGUUUCCAUAACGUUCCUCCACCAUCCCGUUUCCCCCCCACCCUGUGUGAAGACGAGCGUCACCCUCGGUGGGCUGCAAGAAGAGGGGCUUCAGCAGAGCAGCUCCCAAAGGGAACUGUCUGGGCUCUUUGCAAGGUUGUGCAUCUUCUCAGAUUAUGAAUGACCUGGGGGCAUUUUUUUGGCAGGUCUCAUUCCCCCAGGUCCGUUUGCCGUGUUCCCAUCCGCGAUAUCCCGUGUCCUGCCCUCGCCAUUGUCCGUCAGUCUCUGUUCCUCCCGUCUCCUUUUUUUCUUUUUCUGGUUUUUGUUUUUUUUAAGGUGCAGACAUAAUGCUGUGAACUGAAAUAAAUUAUUUAUACAAUGAAAGGGCCUGAUAAAAAAAAAAAAAAAACAACAACCAAACCCCAGUGUUCUGCUCAUUUCUCAAUAUCAGCACUGCAUUUUGUGCGAUUUGAAGGAGGUUCCUGCUGCCUCCCCAAGGAGAGGAGAAAAGGGGACAGAGAAGUGACCUGCCGAGGAUCCAGUGUCACGGGUCUGUCACGUGGCAGCCCACUAGGACAUGGGGGACAUCCAUAAUUUGCUGGUUAAUGAAAUCUGAGCUCUUUUGCAGGUCACUUAAUGUCUCUGCAUCUCUGCUGCUGUCUGUGAGUAAGGUGGAUUCUUUUUGGUGGGGAGGGUUUUGUUCCACCACCUCCUCUGAUUUUAAAUCCAUGUUAUGGGGGGCGAUCACACACGGAGAAAGUUUCCAUUUUUGCUCAGCGUGGCUUUUUUUAAAUGGGUGGCCUCGGGCAAGCGGUGUUGGUGGCAGAGAGCCAGGUCUGCAGGGGUUAAAACACCACUGGGGAACAGGAUGCUGCAGACUGAGCUCGAGGCUGCCUCUGCUCCUGGGUGGCUGCUGACACAGGAAACCCAGAGUGACAUUUCGGAGGGGAGCGGUGGAACUGGGUGGCAAACGACUUUUUCUUUCUUUUGUUGUUUUUUGUUUUUUUAAAACGAUGAUGAGGCAGCUAUAGGGGAAGUGAUGAGCCUGACUUGUGAAAGUGAGACUUGAAAGGGCUUGGGGUGUUCUCACCCUGCCCAAGGUUUGUGGGGUGUGCAGUGCCUGGGUGAGGGGAUGUGGUGUCUGCUCUGCAGGAUCAGGGAUGAGGGGGCUCUGAGGGGUGACAGGACCCCAGGGAGCGGCUGGAGCUGUGUCAGGCAGAGUCAGGCUGGAGAUCAGGGAAAGGUUCUUCCCCCAGAGGGUGCUGGGCACUGCCCAGGCUCUCCAGGGAAUGGGCACGGCCCCGAGGCUGCCACAGCCCAAGGGGCAUUUGGACGGUGCUCCCAGGGAUGCCCAGGGUGGGAUUGCUGGAGUGUCUGUGCAGGGCCGGUGGUGUUGGACUGGAUCCUUGUGGAUCCGUUCCAGCUCAGGAGAUUCCAUGGUUCUUUGAACUUAAAGGCUUAUCCAGCACUGCAGCUGCUGAGCUGCUAUCAAGGCUCAGAAAUCCCUUUGAGCUGAGCUGGACUGUGGCAUUCCAGGAUUGAGUUGUGGAUUGCUGACCCUGCGCAGAGCCUCUGGAAGGUGCAGUUCCCCACGGGCUCCUUCCUCACACAGAGCAUCACUGACGGGCUCCUGUCCCUCUGCCACGUGGUCCCAUGCUCCUGGAGAUGCCUCUGACCAUCCUCUGGCCCACUGUCCAUGGGACACCGUGUGCUCCUCCUGGUUUCAUGGAUCUGAAAGCCCAUCAGUGGAUGCUGCAGUGCCUGCACGUUCCUUGGCCUGAAGGGACUUGUCCUCACCGAUCCCACCUGGCAGAAGCUGAUUGCUGGGGGUUUUACAGCUGGCCUGGAUGUGUGGACUCUGACAUUGUGUCCUUGGGCUUGUCUGUGUGCCAGGGGAGCUGGACUUUGGUCCCUUGGGCACCACAUGGAGCUGGGGGUGGCUUUCCUCCUGGUUUAAAGGGGGAGCCAUCCCUUCCCCUGUGAUGGGGAAGCUGCCGGGGUUCGGGCUGUGGCUUUGAGAGGCUGUGACCGAGUGUGUGUGACUCUGCAGCUGGAUCUGCCCCCUCCCACAGCGCCGUGGAGGGGUCGAGCUGGGAUUUCUCCCAGCGCUUGCGGGAAGGGGCGGGAGGGGCUGUGCCCUGUGGCCAGCGGAGCUCCUUGUGCUUCCAGCGGCAAGGACGGACAUCCUCCUCGCAGCAGCCUGUCCUGCUGGCCGGAUUGCUUCUGUCAGCAGCGGGGAGGCGGCGUUUGGGCUGGUUGUCAUGAGAACAUCGCACAAGGGGCUGCUGACCUUGCUGGCCCUGAUGGAUGGGGCUGUGCCACCUCCCCGAACAGCGAGGGACAGUCCCCGGCGUGAUGUCUGGGAACCCUGGUGGAACAGGGGCCCCAAGGAUGCUGCCCCUGCACGGGGCUGGCCGGGAGCAGAAACAGCGAGGGAGCAGCUGGGUUGUGGGCUGCAUCAUCUGAGGAGGACCUGGAGCAUUCCAAGAGGAUGGAUCGGGGCUGGGAGCAGCGGGAGGUGGGGACAGGGCAGGAAUAAGCAGAGAUGAGCUACCAGUGUAGUGGCUCUGCUGGUCCCUGACAGACCCCCUCUCUCUGAAGCCACCAGGAAAGGCUGCUGAGUGAUCUCCAAGCAUUCCCAUGGACAAGGGAGCCUCGCUAGCUUGCUGUAUCCCACUUUUCCAUGCACUCAGCUUUCUGACAUCUCCACCACAGGAGCCCCUCUGCUGCAGGUUCUGCCCUGCCUCAUGCUGUAUCAGCCACACAGGUCCUUCUGCCUCUCUUCCCUGGCUUUGCCUCGUUAAGCUAAAUCCCUCUGCUUUAUUUCAAAUGGGAUUUGCUUCCCAAGCAAGAAUCUUUAAAAGGAUCAUCCUGGUUAAUGCAAUCCGGAGGGCACUGGAUGCUUGGAGUGCGGUGUAGUGCACUGGCAGCUAUUGCACAGCACCAGGUGCUUCUGGCCAAAUUUUGGGAUGGGCUGAGGAUGGCCAUCGCUUUAUAACAGGCUAGAAACCGCUACCAGAAGAAAGAAAAAAUCCCACAGAGAUUCAAAUGUUGUUUGCUUUGUUUCAGGCAACACCAUCCUGGAACUUCUUCAAUGGGAAUUGUCCCCAAAUGAGCAGAACUUUUUGUGUGAGCAGCAAAAGGCCGCUGCUGUGAGUUACUUUAAGCACUUUGCACACACAUCAUGCAAAAAAAGCCUCGUGCCAGCCUGGCAGAGCAAAAUUGAGACAUUGUAGCACGAGGAUGUUUGAAUAUGGAGAGCUCAGCCUGAGAAUAUUUGCUCUAAUAAACCAUUUUGUGUAUUUCA